Molecule: messenger RNA, 364 nt
Organism: Staurois parvus
Lineage: Eukaryota; Metazoa; Chordata; Amphibia; Anura; Ranidae
Source: the annotation of a GenBank genome assembly
CACUGAUGAUCAGUGUGCCCUGAUGAUUAGUGUAGCCCCAGCAGUGCCACCUGUCAGUGUCCAUCAGUGCCUACCAGUGCACAUCAAUGCCACAUAUCAAUGCCCAUCUGAGCUGCCUUUUAGUGUCACCCAUUAGUGCCAUCAGUGCCACCUAACAGUGCCAGUCAGUGCCACCUAUCAGUGCCAACUAUCAGUGCCAUAUAUGAGUGCUGCCUUUCAGUGCCCAUCAGUGAUGCCUGUCAAUGCCCAUCAGUGCCACCUACCAGUAGUGCCUCCUCAUCAGUGCCCAUCAGUGCCACCUAUCAGUGUCCGUCAGUGCAGCCUAUCAGUGCCCAUCACUGCAGCCUCAUUAGCGCACAUCAGU